Molecule: messenger RNA, 1080 nt
Organism: Camellia sinensis
Lineage: Eukaryota; Viridiplantae; Streptophyta; Magnoliopsida; Ericales; Theaceae
Source: RefSeq, a predicted model, not a curated record
AUGGCUUCCAAUUCUCUUUAUGAUAUGCUUAUAAAUGACUCUGACUUCUCUAAAUCUGAUGAUGAUUUGGAGAUGCUUAAAGCUAUUACUAUGAAUGAAGAACUACUAGAUAGUGAGAUAGGAUCAAGCUCACGUCGUGGUUCUGUUCGAGGUCGUAAAGUCAUUCAUCGUGAUCAUAUUCAAGGUCAUGAAAGGCUUUUUCUCAACUAUUUUGCUGAAUCACUUGUAUAUCCUCCUGAGCUAUUUCGAAGGAGGUUUCGGAUGAAACUUGUUGAUAUUUUUUCUAAUGAGUAUUUGAGGUCACCAAACAGCAAUGACAUCGCUAAACUACUAGCAGUUGGUGAAAGUCAUGGAUUUUCUAGAAUGCUAGGGAGCAGUGAUUGUAUGCAUUGGAAAUGGAAAAAUUGUCCGACUGCGUUGAAAGGUAUGUAUACUGGUCACAUUCAUGAACCAACAAUUAUUUUGGAAGUUGUUGCAUCAUAUGAUCUUUGGAUUUGGCAAGCAUUUUUUGGAUUACCUGGGUCUCAUAAUGAUAUCAACGUGCUAGAAAGGUCUUUUUUAUUUACCGAACUUGCUCAAGGGCGUGCUCCUACAGUCAAUUACGCCAUUAAUGGUAAUGAAUAUAUAAUGGGAUACUAUCUCGCCGAUGGUAUAUAUCCACAAUGGUCAACAUUUGAGAAAACAAUUCCUUCUCCUCAAGGAAAUAAGAAAAAACUUUUUGCUGCAGCUCAAGAGGCGACAAGAAAAGAUGUAGAACGUGCAUUUGGAGUGCUUCAAGCACGAUUUGCAAUUGUGCGUCGACCGGCAUGUUUUUGGAAUACUAAAAUGCUUAAAUAUAUUAUGAAGGCGUGCAUAAUUCUACAUAAUAUGAUCAUUGAGGAUGAGCGGGAUGACAAUGGAGUAAAAGAUUUCAAUUAUGAUCAAAUUGAUGACAGUCCCCAUGUAACAGUGUUACAGGAGAGAACUAUUGAACUUAUGGAAUUCAUUCAAUGUCAUCAUAACAUUAGAGACAGGCAAACACAUUCUCAUCUCCAAUCGGACCUUGUCGAACAGUUGUGGCAAUUACACAGCGAGUUGUAA